Saccharomyces cerevisiae S288C is the source of this 1059-nucleotide messenger RNA. It is a transcript of the gene SIS1, whose product is annotated as type II HSP40 co-chaperone SIS1. Gene Ontology annotation, cellular component: cytoplasm; nucleus. The transcript has a single exon. The record is from RefSeq and is marked reviewed. NCBI's taxonomy places the organism in Eukaryota, Fungi, Ascomycota, Saccharomycetes, Saccharomycetales, Saccharomycetaceae. Gene Ontology annotation, biological process: protein folding. The coding region runs from base 1 to 1059 and encodes 352 amino acids.
AUGGUCAAGGAGACAAAACUUUAUGAUUUACUUGGAGUAUCUCCAAGUGCUAAUGAGCAAGAACUGAAAAAGGGUUAUAGAAAAGCAGCUCUAAAAUAUCAUCCAGAUAAGCCAACAGGUGACACAGAAAAGUUUAAGGAGAUAUCAGAGGCCUUUGAAAUUUUAAAUGAUCCUCAAAAAAGGGAAAUAUAUGAUCAAUACGGUCUCGAGGCUGCUAGAUCUGGUGGUCCAAGCUUUGGUCCUGGUGGUCCUGGCGGUGCUGGAGGUGCUGGAGGCUUCCCUGGCGGUGCGGGCGGAUUCUCCGGAGGACAUGCGUUCAGUAAUGAGGAUGCUUUCAAUAUUUUUUCACAAUUCUUUGGCGGCAGUUCCCCAUUCGGUGGUGCUGAUGACAGUGGCUUCAGUUUCUCUAGUUAUCCAUCUGGCGGCGGUGCUGGUAUGGGAGGUAUGCCUGGAGGAAUGGGAGGAAUGCAUGGCGGCAUGGGAGGUAUGCCUGGCGGCUUUAGAUCAGCAUCAAGCUCUCCCACGUAUCCAGAGGAAGAAACAGUUCAAGUUAAUUUACCAGUUAGUCUAGAAGAUUUGUUUGUUGGUAAAAAGAAGUCAUUUAAAAUUGGAAGAAAGGGCCCACAUGGGGCCUCUGAAAAGACACAAAUUGACAUUCAAUUAAAACCGGGUUGGAAAGCUGGUACCAAAAUAACAUACAAGAACCAGGGUGAUUACAAUCCUCAAACGGGCCGUAGAAAGACUUUGCAGUUUGUCAUCCAGGAAAAGAGCCAUCCAAACUUUAAAAGAGACGGUGAUGACCUAAUUUACACUCUGCCACUAUCUUUCAAGGAAUCAUUGUUAGGUUUUUCAAAAACUAUCCAAACAAUUGAUGGCAGAACCUUACCUUUGUCGAGAGUACAGCCUGUCCAACCCUCACAAACUUCUACUUAUCCUGGUCAAGGUAUGCCAACUCCAAAGAACCCAUCUCAGAGAGGUAAUUUGAUUGUAAAAUAUAAAGUGGACUAUCCAAUAUCACUAAACGACGCUCAAAAACGUGCUAUAGAUGAAAAUUUUUAA